Xyrichtys novacula (pearly razorfish) is the source of this 1858-nucleotide messenger RNA. NCBI's taxonomy places the organism in Eukaryota, Metazoa, Chordata, Actinopteri, Labriformes, Labridae. The record is from the annotation of a GenBank genome assembly.
AUGUCCAAAGAGUUUGUCCCUGAGUGUGUGUUUAAUUCCAGUGUGGAGAGGAGCUCUUUUCACCUGCUGGUUGAUGGCAUCUGUGUGACUGAUGGACACCUGCUGAAUGACGAGGGAUCAUCUUUAGACCUGUUGAACCCGGUUUAUCUGUGAGGAGAUCCGAUGGGCAGGACCACAAAAGUCUGUAUCCCUCCUCAGAUGGGUAUUUGACAGCUCUGUCACAUAUUUUUACUUGAUUUGUCUCGUCCUGUCCUCUCUCAGGGUCACAAUAUCCCCAUGAACAGCGUGGUCGGGUGUGUACGAGAGUUUAAAAUGAAUGAGGAGGCUGUCGGGGAGCCUGAGGGAAGACACAAGUUUCUGCCCCGCUCUGAUAGGCUCACAGAGACGGGGAUAUAUUUUGGUGGAGGACAUAUUGUCAAAGGUUGGACUAAUUUAAAUGAGCCUGGUGUGGUUAAGCAGAAAAAAGAAUCUUUUUUUCCUAAAAAUGAUGAGGAAUAUUUUGUUUCAGAUGAUGUCUUCACCCUCAGCUCCCAGUUUAUGUUGUCCUUUGAGCCCCCGUUUCUUAUCACCUGGCAGGUGUUCAGCGUCAGUCUGUUCCUGAAGGAAAACAAGGUCAAACUCCUCUAUCAAUCAAGAGCAAAAAGUAGGGACGCAGAAUAUGGGUUAUUAUUUUGCUGAGCCAAUAUUGGCAUCUGACACAAUCUGCUCCUAGUGGUCAAUAACAGAAAGAUUAUGACUCUCUUUUUACACUUCUGUAUUUUACAAACCUUUACUUCUCUUUGUAUUUGUUAUAUUAGCCUUAAAAAUGAUCCUGGAUUUGCAUCACAGUUCAAACAGAUGACAAUCUGGAAUCCAUUCAGGAUCCUAUAACUUAAAGACUCUUAACUUUGGAGUUGAGAAACCACCCUUAUUGGAUGCAACACACCUGAAACUUUCUCUCGAAUUAGAAUUAGACUUUCUACUGUCUCUGUUUCUGACAUUUGACACUCACCCUAACCCUACCCUAACCUCAACUCUAACCCUGUAACCCUAACCCUAUACCAAAACCAUAUCCCGAACCCUAGCUGUUUUUAAAAAUUUUUUUACUUAAAAGUAUCAAUUAACUCAGCGAUUUCAAACAUGCUCCGAAACACUCUCUACAGGCACUAUUUUGACCAUAAAUAUUUUGCCAAAUCCUCACAUCUCCCGAUUGCCAUUCAUUGUCCAUGGCCUUCACAUUUUGUGUCAUAACUGGCAAAACGAAUGUCUGAGUGACUCAGGAUUGGGUGGCAUCUGACCAGACCCACAAGUCCGCAUGACCUUCUGUUCCCGAAAUACUGAUUUUGUCGCAUAGAUGGAUCAGUCUCAUUAGAGUGAGCUUAAUAUAUGUUCUCCUUCAAAACAUGCCUUUGCCUGAACAGCAAAGACGUAAUUGUGUUUGUUUUCAAUACCUCCUCUGAUGUUCAGUGACUCUUUUUGUUUUUAAAGGUGGUAGUCAGAGUGAAUGUAGGCACCUAUGAUAUCUGUUUCUCUGUGACUUCCCCUGAAAGUCUCUGUGACGGGCAGUUUCACCUGGUCACAGGUUGGUCUUCUACACCUGACAUCUUACAAAAAUCUGUUUCUGAUUACAAGAUCUUAUGUUUUGUUGUUGAUACUUUAUUUCAUUCUGUUAGUAUAUAAAACAUUCAAUACAAACAAGGAAAAUUCUGAAACCUGAAUGAAAAGGAGCAGAAAGGAGAAAAAUCUUACAGAGUCUGCCUCUCUUUUUGUAGAUUUUGUGUUUUGAUUUUGUCCUUCAGUUUCCAGACAAAAUGAGGUUAUCAAACUAGGGGUGGACUCUUCAGCUGAGACAUUCAAGGAAAUAACAUUGACAGAAUGA